Molecule: messenger RNA, 3190 nt
Organism: Abrus precatorius (Indian licorice)
Lineage: Eukaryota; Viridiplantae; Streptophyta; Magnoliopsida; Fabales; Fabaceae
Product: ARM REPEAT PROTEIN INTERACTING WITH ABF2
Exons: 3
Coding region: 241-2106 (621 amino acids)
Biological process (GO): cell surface receptor signaling pathway
Molecular function (GO): protein binding
Source: RefSeq, a predicted model, not a curated record
GUCAAAAGUUGGAGUUAGGACAAACGAACAUAAAAACAUGCGUGGCAGAGGAAGAAGAAGAACAAAUGAACAACAACGUUAACGCCCAUUUCGUUUCACGACUCGGAUUGUAUCAGACUCAGCGUAGACUCGGUUGACUCAGUCCUCAUCCGAUUAUCCUCCAACAUCACUAGCUCCAAAAACAUUCGAAUCAUUCAGUGAUUGACUCGGCGGAAGCGACUCUGAGUCGGCGCGGCGGAGAUGGCGUCGUCGUCGGAGAACCGAGUGGAGGACGAGUUAUGGUCCCCGAUUCAGGUGGCGGAGCGAGUUCGCUCGGCGGUUGAGGAGGUUGAGUCGUUCAAGCUCGAGUGCUCCGAAGUGUGGAAGCAGGUUGAUCGUCUCCUCCAAAUGCUCCGAACCCUAGUCCGCUUCGCCACCGCCACCGCCUCCGCCGCCUCGGCACCGCCGCUCUACGAGCGUCCAAUCCGCCGCGUCGCCGCCGAGACCGCCAAGAAUCUCGACCGCGCCCUCACUCUCGUCCGCAAGUGCAAGCGCCGGAGCAUCCUCCGCCGCGUCGUCACCAUCGUCAGCGCCGCCGAUUUCCGCAAGGUCCUGGGCCACCUCGACACCUCCGUCGGCGACAUGAAGUGGCUCCUCAGCAUCCUCGACGCCGACGGCGGCGGAGGCGGAGGCGGAGGCGGAGGAAUCGUGCUCUCCCUCCCUCCGAUUGCCAGCAAUGACCCCAUUCUGGCUUGGGUAUGGUCUUUUAUCGCUUCCGUUCAAAUGGGUCAAUUGAAUGAUAGAAUUGAAGCUGCGAAUGAACUUGCUUCUUUUGCACAAGAUAAUGAUAGGAAUAAGAAGAUCAUAGUUGAGGAAGGUGGGGUUCCUCCUUUGUUGAAGCUUCUCAAGGAAGCUUCUUCCCCUCUUGCUCAGAUUGCUGCUGCUAGUGCUUUGUGUCAUUUGGCCAAUGAUUUGGAAAGAGUUAGAGUGAUUGUGAAUGAGCUUGGGGUCCCUACUGUUGUUCAGGUGCUUGCUGACUCUCCCAUGAGGGUUCAGACACUUGCUGCCAAUUUGGUUGCAAGGAUGGCCAAGCAUGACCCUGUUGCUCAGGAAGAUUUCGCGAGGGAGAACGCGAUCAGGCCGCUUGUAACGCUCUUGUCGUUUGAUACUUUUGUGGAUGAUCCUAUUGGGCAACUGGGUAAGCAGAGCAUUCAUUCAAUUGUUCAGAUGAAUAAGGAAUUGGGGAAGAGAUCCGGGGGUAGGCCUAGUACUCGGCAGUUUGCAAAUUCGUACUCUAAUUCGUAUUUGUAUAUGGAGGGAAGUAGCCGGGGAGGGAACCAUAGGAAGGAGAGGGAGAAUGAGGAUCCUGAUGUGAAGCUUCAGCUGAAAAUUAGUUGUGCUGAGGCUUUGUGGAUGCUCGCGAGAAGAAGUGUGUCCAACAGUAGGAAGAUAACUGAGACCAAAGGGAUGCUUUGUUUGGCUAAGAUUGUUGAGAAGGAGCAAGGAGAGCUGCAGUUCAAUUGCUUGAUGACGAUAAUGGAGAUAACAGCUGCGGCUGAAUCCAAUGCUGACCUUCGCCGGGCAGCAUUUAAGACUAACUCUCCGGCUGCUAAAGCUGUUGUGGAACAGCUCUUAGGGAUAAUUAAAGAGGUGGACAGUCCGUCAUUGCAAAUUCCAGCGAUGAAGUCUAUUGGUUCAUUGGCUAGGACAUUUCCUGCUAGAGAGACUCGAGUGAUUGAGCCUCUAGUAACACAGCUGAGUAAUAGAAACACAGAUGUAGCAGGUGAAGCAGCCGUUGCCCUUACCAAGUUUGCUUCUCCAGAUAAUUUCCUACAUGUGGAGCAUUCUAAGACAAUAAUUGAAUUCAAUGGAGUCCAAGCACUGAUGAGACUGCUGAGGAGUAAUGAAGUUACCCAGAUGUAUCAUGGGCUAACUCUCCUUUGCUACCUGGCACUGCACUCUGGCAACAGUGAGUCCUUGGAACAGGCAAGGGUGUUGACGGCUCUAGAGGGUGCAGAUAGAGCAGUUCUUCCUCAGCCUAUAAGAGAAUUGGUGUCAAGAGCAAUAGUCCACCUCAAUUUGUAUCAUGCAGGAAUGAAUUCUCAAAGGAUAUCAUAUUUGCCUUGACCACAAAUUCAGCUACUUUUUUGACCCCGUGUUUUUGUGGGUUCAUCAAUAUACUGUUGGGUUAGUUGCAUCUGGCCAACUCUUUGGGAGAAUAAGGGGGUUUUAUAGGAACAAACCAUACAUAAGAAAAUACAUAAGUUUUUCAGCAUAGGCUGUUUCUUCUUUCCUUUUUUCCCCUCAUGAAACUUGUUAAUGGGGUGACAGUUGUGCAGAGAUUAAUUUAUUGGAGAAUUAAUUUAGUCAUUUGAUUUUGUUUUUUGUAUACUUAUUUUGUUCAUCAAGCAUGUUCUCUAUAUUUCAUAGAAGUGCAGUGGCUUUGCAGUUAGAAGUCUAUUUACCAGUAUACCUAUGACCAGUCUUGAUUGAUGGUCAACACAUCCAUUGUGACAUUUUGUUAAUUGAAAUGUGCUGUAUUCAUCAGGGUUUGGAAUUUUAUGUUAACAGAAAGAACUGAAUUUUUGUGAGAGCUUGUUGGGUCAGUGAAGAUGAUAAGGGAGUGAACUUGUUGAAAAGCCAUAUAUGGUGGAGUUAUUUUGCAGCAGGCCUGGACUUCAUAUAGGUUGAUCCCUGGUUCUGCAAACGCGUGGCUAUCAAUCUUGUGGAUCCUUGAAUUCUUCCAGAAGCGGGCCUGUGACUUAAGAGUUGAGUUUUGAGGAGAUGGCCUGAUUGUCUUUGUGACGUUCUUCACAACUUUUAAAUGGGCGCUCCAUUAUGUUGCAAAGUGCUUGUGUGCUCAUUCUGUCUUUGACUCAUGUAGAAAGCUCCAAAUUGAAAGAACUUAGGCCUGCUCGUUUUAGUGGGCUAAAUAAUAUUCUACAGUAAGAGACAUCAGGAAAUGCAUUACUUCAGUGAUAGAGAAUGAACAUGGCUAGUAAUUCCUUUUUCUGAAUGUUUUUUAAAAGCGGUUACGGGAGGCCCGGUUGCAACGUUGAAAAAAAAGAAAGUGUUUCUUCCUUCCUUUGUUUGUGUGCGUAUUCUUUCUCCUGCCAUGUGUAGAAUAUAGGUCAUUGGAAAGUAGGUGCGUUUCAUAGAGAACAUGUUGGCAAAAGUAUGUAAUUGAAGGGGCAAUAGAACCUGGCUUUAC